Molecule: messenger RNA, 1611 nt
Organism: Hypoxylon trugodes
Lineage: Eukaryota; Fungi; Ascomycota; Sordariomycetes; Xylariales; Hypoxylaceae
Exons: 4
Coding region: 343-1233 (296 amino acids)
Source: RefSeq, a predicted model, not a curated record
AUUUCGUUAUGAUCGCAUUUUGAGCCACUUAGAAAACGCAGGCAGUGAAGCAAUUGCUGUGGAUAUAGUGCCACAGUGAAAGCAGCUGAAUAUGCAUACAUACUAGCUGAAAUGAUGCUUGAAAGACGAAAAUUUUUUUCCUGUUGGAGGCUCUAACAAUGUCACACUCCGCAUCUACCCACCUAUUUAGGUGCACGUCGCUAUAUAAUGAGUGAGAUAAUGUUUCAAUUAUAUAUGAUGAAGGGUCUAGCGCAAUUGUGUAGCUGCCCGAUUCACAUAUUCUCUUAUUAUUGAAUGCCAGAAAAUAGAUCAUCAAAAUAAAGAGAGUCGACUGGCUGAAUUAUGGAAGUGCUGGGCGCCAUCGCGGCGACAGGCCAGCUCGUUGGAACCGUAUUUAGUAUUCUUGAUUCGAUUGCUCAGUUACGAGACUUCCUUAAACAUGCUCCGGCUCGAUAUCAAGGUUGGCGAGACGAAUUGGAGAGCCUCAGCGCGACGAUAUCUGGUAUUCGUGACGACUCGUCGCUCCACACGUGUCAAGUUGGUCGAAUUAUAGAAGCGAUGGAACCCAAAAUCGAUGUGUUGAUUCGUUUUUGUGCCCGAUACUCUUUGCAGCCAAAGCCCAAACUGAUUAAAAAACUGCAGAGAGCAUUUUCGGCUAGGAAAGCCGAAGCUCGAAUUCUUCAAAACUUUGAAUCUCUAGAAAGGGACAAGACAGCUCUUAUCCUCACCAUUACCACACAGAAAAAGGCGAACUCAGUCAGACAUCCUCGUCAGAGCAAUCGAAGUACCAUGUCGGAUCCAAGAAGAGAAGGUUUCGAAGGCCCGCACGGCUCGCCCCGUUCCAAAAAAGACGAUCGUGAUUAUUAUAGAGCAUCACCUCAGGGCCAUUACAGGCCCUCCACUGAUUAUACCAACUACCCCGAAGUUGUUCAAUGUCCCUCACCCCAGCCGACAACCAUAUAUAGCACCGAGAGUCCUAGACCUGUACAGGAGUCAAACAGACAACGAAGUGUGUUUAAAAACGUCAAACGAACAGGACACAAUUGCCUUUUCGGUGAUACAACAGGAAAUGGAGUAGAAGUUGACGGUUAUGACGCUUGGGGAAACGGCAAUAUUGAGGGGACCCAUUCUGAUAGAGCCGCAUCAACCUGGACCGCUCAUGUCCAGUCCCAAUCCCAAGCCCAGUCUCAGCCUCAGCGAGCGGAACCGCUGCCUCUAAGUAGGAACCGUUAAAUAAGGGACCGGUAGCGCCCAACUCAGCCUCAAUGCAGGAAAUGUUUACGUACAUACACACACCCCUGUUUUCAAGAAGCGGUGAAGGGACCCAGCCCGGCGAAACGGAACGAACGCAAUGAUAUCAUUGAUGGGAAAAUUGGAUUACUGCUUUCUUCUCGUGAUGCCUCUAUUGGUUUUAACUUACUUCUAUUUUACCUAUCAUAGAAGCACAUAAGCCUUUCUCUUUCUCAUAAGUAGAUUGAUAUGAUCGCAAUGGCGGUAAUCUUCAACAUUUCUACUUAGACAUCUGGAUAUUUAAUUCGCCCGAUCCCAGAACAGCCGAAAGUCGCGUGGAAUACUUUCCUAGUCAAUACGCAAGCCACUGCUGUCGAUCUU